Messenger RNA from Selaginella moellendorffii, 714 nucleotides. Its product is annotated as ATP-binding cassette sub-family C member 11. The coding region runs from base 75 to 674 and encodes 199 amino acids. The record is from RefSeq and is a predicted model, not a curated record. Gene Ontology annotation, cellular component: membrane. The transcript has 5 exons. Gene Ontology annotation, biological process: transmembrane transport. NCBI's taxonomy places the organism in Eukaryota, Viridiplantae, Streptophyta, Lycopodiopsida, Selaginellales, Selaginellaceae. Gene Ontology annotation, molecular function: ATPase-coupled transmembrane transporter activity; ATP hydrolysis activity; ATP binding.
AAUAACAUAUCAUUUAAGAAAAAAUAGGAAUUGUGGGAAGAACUGGUGCCGGAAAGUCAAGCUUGGCUGCAGCUAUGUUCAGAAUGGUUGAGAACAUGGCUUGUAGUGGAACAAUACUUGUGGAUGAUAUUGACAUCAAGACCAUUGGACUGGAUGAUUUGAGACAAAGAUUGUCAAUAAUCCCACAGGAUCCUGUUCUUUUUUCUGGCACAUUAAGAUUUAACAUGGAUCCAUUUGGAAAGAACGAUGAUAGAGAAAUUCAUGAAGCACUGACAAGAGUGCAUUUCUCCAGCACACAGUCGUAUAAGAACUUUGACAACGGCUUAGAUGGUCAGAUUACAAGUUCUGGAACAAACUUUAGCGUUGGAGAAAGGCAGCUUCUUUGCCUUGCAAGAAGUUUGCUAAGAAAGUCCAAAAUCCUUAUUAUGGACGAAGCAACUGCAGCAGUAGACAAUGACACAGACCAAAUCAUUCAAGCAACUAUUCGAGCCUCUUUCCAGGAUUGCACCGUUCUAACAGUUGCCCAUCGCAUCCAAACAAUUAUUGACAAUGAUCGUGUCUUAGUGAUGGAAGCUGGACGCAUUGCAGAGUUUGAUACCCCCAAGAACCUCCUCAAAUUAACAGAUGGACUUUUCUUCAACAUGGUCGCUCAUAAUAAAGCAAGGUUAAUAUGAGAUCUAUUUCUUUUAAAAUGUCUUAUCCAGAAGAGUAUAA